Echinostoma caproni is the source of this 564-nucleotide messenger RNA. The record is from the annotation of a GenBank genome assembly. Lineage: Eukaryota; Metazoa; Platyhelminthes; Trematoda; Plagiorchiida; Echinostomatidae.
AUGUGCAGUCAAAGACGUGCAUGGUUGAUGGUUGGGCAAACUGCAACUGAUUCUGUCUUGUUGCUUCAUUACAUAAAACGACUAACACUUUUUUCAGAACAAUUACGGCGUGUUGAUCAAAAUAUGGACGUAAUCCAUGAGGAUAUGAUGGUUGCAGAAGGCCAAUUGGAGGAACUUGAAAAAUGCUGUGGACUCUGUGUGCUUCCGUGGAAAAAAUUGCCCUUGAGCCUCGCACUUGCCGGUGACUAUACCCCAGUUUCGUUCAUUCUGUGUUGCUUUAUUCUUCGUACUAGGAUCACCAACGAUGCCCGAGAAGAUGAGAUGGAGGAAAACCUACAACAAGUGGCUCACAUGGUUGGUGAUUUGCGUGUAAUGGCCGGAGACAUGGGUCAGGAAAUUCGCACACACAACGAAGUACUUGAUCGUAUUGAUCGUAAGGUAAAUCGAUGUUUCUCUUUUUGGUUCACAAUACAGCAGUACCAGUACAAAAACACGCACAAAAGUGCUUGCCGUAUACUGCUGGGCAUCAAUCGCCAUUCCACUCGUUCUUUUUCAUCAAAGUAA